This is a messenger RNA of Penicillium macrosclerotiorum, 1782 nucleotides long. RefSeq lists its product as uncharacterized. The coding region runs from base 1 to 1782 and encodes 593 amino acids. The record is from RefSeq and is a predicted model, not a curated record. The transcript is spliced from 6 exons. Lineage: Eukaryota; Fungi; Ascomycota; Eurotiomycetes; Eurotiales; Aspergillaceae. Gene Ontology annotation, molecular function: protein binding.
AUGGCAGACCCUCUUUCGAUUGCAGGCACCGCUCUAGGCGUAAUAUCCUUCGCACUGCAGGUACGGGAAGAGAUCGUGGCCUAUUGUAGGUCUUGGCGGGGAGCCCACCAGGAGAUCCAAGAUAUAGCUAGCAAGGUCGAAGGACUGGAAUCUCCCUUGGAAGCACUUCGUCAACUUAUCCAAGAGACUGAGCUCACGGACCCGCAAAUCGCAAAUAAUUUGCGAGAGAACACUGAGACUCUCCGCGAGGGUAUUGAGCGAGUCAAAACAUCCAUCGAAAAAUGCAGACCUGCCAUUGUCCCAGAAACGCUAAGCGAAAAGGUUCGUGCUCAUGGAAAAAGAGCCGCGUAUCCUUUUCGUAAAGAGGCAUUACGAGGGUUGGCCAAUGAUUUGGAUGCGAUGCAAAUCAACUUGCAUACUACUCUUCAUGUGUUUUCGGCGCAGAAUGUGCGCCUGAUUCCAUCCUUAAUUCUAAUGCAAGCGAAACUGCUGCGCGAAGUUCAAGCUAUGCACCUGGAGCUACAAGAGCUUCCCAGAAAGUCUUCUCCUCCACCGCCCGAAUUGCUUCAAUCCUGGUGCAAUACGCAGCGAGAUCUUAUACCGACUCGCCGCUCAGAGAAGGCUGCGAAGAAAUUUACUUUGCACAGCCGUCUUCUGAAUCUUACGAUCACCGCGUCAUUUUCAUUAAGCCGAGGUGCUUGGGGAUUCUCCAUUGCUCCAAGUAUCACCUUACGAGUUCCUAUUUCUCCCAAUAGCCCUGGAUUUCGCUCGUUGGGCCUAUAUCCUCUAAUGGCAAAGUCUCAACCUCCUGCCCAAUUUGUGGACAAUACAAUAAAUCUUUUGAAAUACCUCUUUGUGGAGAAGAUGGUGACGCCGUCUGAUUUGACUCAAGAAGUGCUUGACACGUCGCAUACAUUAAUACGAACCGGGUUGGAUAGCUUUAUUGGCACAGCAAAUUUUGGAUAUGAAGAAAGACAACUUCUUUCCCUUUUGAUACAACGUGGCGGUUAUUUGACCAUUAGUGGGACGUUUUACUCAGCAUUCAGCAAAGCGAACAUGUGCCGUGUCCUUGACGAGAACGAAGAAGCUGUCAAUAUGCCAGACAUUGCGAAAGCUGUGAUCUUAGAAUCAGAAGAAGAUUUGCUCGCGGUUGGUUGGGCGAGAGGAAUCCAACUAUUGCUUGAUGCAGGGUCUGAUAUGGAUAGAUAUCAAGGAAGUUCCCCUCUCAAGCUGGCAAUCCGUGGUUCUCAUCAUCAGUCUACAAAAGUCUUGCUCCAAUCGGGCUGCAAAUUGACGUUUGAUGAUAUACAAGAAUCCGAACAUCUUUCAGAUGAGGGCAAAAUAAGCACACUCCUUAUCUCCGAGCUCGCUUCUCGGCGCAGACGAUUAUUGAAACUUGCACAAGCAAAUCUGUCUCCAAAGGAACUUCUCGAGCUUGACGUUGAGGAUGAUGCAAUUCCGGAUACAACUGCAUCCAGAAUUCAUAACGCCCUGGUUGCUCGAGGAGCACGUGUCGACCCGGCGCUGCAAAUCCAGGACCCUUCGAGCUCCAUUUACCAUCACCAUUGGAUGAAGAUCGCAACGCUUGACCUGUUCUUUGAAGCAGGGUUCAAAAAUGUUGAUCUCAUUGACUCGUCAGGUCGAACCCCCCUGAUGGUGAAACCUCAAUAUUCUUCGAUGACCAGGAUCCCCAUCCAAGGGGAUCCUGGCUCAUUUGCAAAGGCGCAGAUCCUUGCAAGGUCGUCUUACCCGGAACACACUCCACAGCCCUUCACUUUUUAG